Molecule: messenger RNA, 2910 nt
Organism: Cynoglossus semilaevis (tongue sole)
Lineage: Eukaryota; Metazoa; Chordata; Actinopteri; Pleuronectiformes; Cynoglossidae
Gene: wdfy2
Product: WD repeat and FYVE domain containing 2
Exons: 12
Coding region: 1-1203 (400 amino acids)
Biological process (GO): positive regulation of fat cell differentiation; positive regulation of protein phosphorylation
Cellular component (GO): early endosome
Molecular function (GO): metal ion binding; protein binding
Source: RefSeq, a predicted model, not a curated record
AUGGCGGCAGAAAUCCAGCCCCAGCCGCAGGCUCGGAAGCCAUGUCUACUGAGCAAAAUCGAAGCUUUCCAGGAGGUUGUGAGCACGGCGAUGAUCAUCCCCAAGGAAGACGGCGUUAUCAGUUUGUCUGAGGACAGGGCGAUUCGAGUAUGGCUGAAGAGAGACAGUGGCCAGUACUGGCCCAGUGUCCAUCACACAAUGCCAUCUUCAUGCUCCUGUAUGUCCUUUAACCCGGAGACCAGGAGACUUUCAGUGGGGAUGGACACUGGAGUUAUUUGUGAGUUCAUCCUGUCCGAGGACUACAACAAGAUUACCCCAGCAUGCACCUACCAGGCUCAUCAGGGCAAAGUGACAGUGGUGCUGUUUGUAUUGGAGAUGGAGUGGCUCCUCAGUACUGGGCAGGACAAAAACUUCACCUGGCACUGCUCAGAGAGUGGUCAGCAACUUGGAACGUACCGCACCACUGCCUGGGUCUCCGGUCUACAAUUUGAUGUGGAGACCAGACACGCCUUUGUAGGAGAUCAGUCUGGUCAGGUGACCAUCCUGAAGCUGGAGCAGGACAGCUGUGGCCUUGUCACCACCUUUAAGGGACACACUGGUAAUGUAACAGCACUGUGCUGGGACCCAGUCCAGAGGGUGCUGUUCUCUGGCAGCUCAGACCACUCCAUCAUCAUGUGGGACAUUGGAGGGCGCAAAGGCACAGCUAUCGAGCUGCAAGGACACAAUGACAAGGUGCAGGGCCUGUGUUACGCCUCACACACUCGUCAGCUCAUCUCCUGCAGCUCAGAUGGAGGAAUCGUCAUCUGGAACAUGGACGUAAAACGACAAGAGACCCCAGAGUGGCUGGACAGUGACUCCUGUCAGAAGUGUGAGCAGCCAUUCUUCUGGAACUUCAAACAAAUGUGGGAUAGUAAGAAGAUUGGCCUGCGACAGCACCACUGUAGGAAGUGUGGCCAGGCUGUGUGUGGCAAGUGCUCGUCCAAACGCUCCACCAUCCCCCUCAUGGGCUUCGAGUUCGAGGUGCGCGUGUGUGACAGCUGCCACGAGUCCAUCACCGACGAGGACCGAGCACCCACCGCCACCUUUCACGACAGCAAGCACAACAUUGUUUACAUGCACUACGAGCCCACCACUGGAAACCUGCUCACCUCUGGCUCAGACAAGGUCAUCAAGCUGUGGGACAUGACGCCUGUGGUGUCCUGAGGUCUGUGGACGCACAUCGGUCAGGACUGACUUCUGUUCACCAAACAAUCACAGUUGAACAGCAGCAACCACAUCUGAGAGAAGGUCAUUCUUCACUUUGUGAAUUACAUUUCAAUUAUUUGAUAACAAGCAGUGGCUGCUGCAGUGAAGACUACAGAGACCAGUGUAUCCUGGGAAACAGGCCUGGGUGGGAACCGAGGUCAAAGACUGCUGCGGAUGUUUGUUUAGUGUGAACGCUGCUACGUGUGUGUGUGUGUGUGACAGUGAGAUGUUUGACUUUUGUGAGAAACUGACUCACAGUGUUUGCUCACUUUCUCUGCAUUCCUGUCCACUUAUCAGUGUGGAACAUUUUUUUGAGGAUGUGUAGUUGUUCACAACAUGAGUGACUGACACCAUGAUCUUCAUCACCAAGGUUCAGAUGUGAAAGAUUAUAUCAUUCAUCCAUCUCUAUCAUUCACAGCAGUUUUUCAACUACAAAGAAAAAAUGUUUAAACCUGUUUAAAAAGCUGCGUUUGUUGUUGUUGAUGCAAAUGUUUUUGUCCCUAGUGUUUGUAACUCUGUUGAUACAGCUGUAAGUUAUUAAGGCAAAGUGAAGACAGUUCAUCGUGAGAUCACCCUACAUAUCCACUGCAUGACUUAUUUUCACUGCACUAAAAGGGUUAAACAUCAACUCCUAUUUAUAAUAUCUUACAAUAUAAAAACGCCUAGAGAAUUCUAGAGAACCAGGCACAAAGUAGACACAUCUCAACAAGAAGUCCUGGUUUGUGACCACUACAAUAUCUUUUGCAGUUUGAGGAGAAGGUGAAUGUUUACGUUAACUGUUGGUACAACUGUAAAUCUAAGUGCUUGUUUUUUGUCCUUGUUUAAGUUUUAACUUGAAUUUUUGAGCUUUACUGCAACCAAAUAUCCAAUAACACUGGACAAAAUGCAAAAAUGUUUUUUAGGCCUAGUGUGAUGUCUAGUAUCAAAUAUACUGGUACUCUCUUCUUGGAAUACACCCCUCCAUUUGAGUAGAAAAUACUUUUAAUUCCGCUGAAAAGCAUGAAACGCUUUAGCUGUCUCCUGCAAAUUGCUUACUGUCCUCAGCUGUAGACCUUGUGGUCUGUAGAUGGUGCUGAUGAGCAGAUCAGCAGCAAGUGCAUGAUGGGAUUGCUUGCCGCGGGGAUCAGUUCAGCUGUAACGCAAACAUUUAAAAAAGGAUGUCAUUUCGCUUUUUUAUAACUCAAGUCAAGACACUGGAAUAAAUGAGUCGGACGAGGAACGUGUACUUCAAACCGAUGCUGUGAAUAUAAUUGUUAUUAUCAUAGAAUUUGUGUUACAACUAUCAAAUUUACUUAAGUUUAUUUUAUUGAAACAGUUGAUAAUUCAAAUAUGUUAAGUUUAGUUGUAACAUUUAAAGAAACUCAAAGAGGUACGUGAUUCUAAAAUGUUUAAGCAAAACCUGAACUUUAAUCGGUUUACUUUUGUUACCGAUUUUAGGUCCACUUACAAACAAGCUACUGGUUUCAAAUAUGGCCGCCUGAAGUAUUCUCAUACAAACCUCAACGUAAUACUGGUGAACCGUCUGAAAGGCGCGCCAGUUAUCCUCAGUAUGUGACUAAAGAUUAAUAAAUUAAUACAGAUUUAAGUCUGAAAACAAGAGGCCAGUAUUGAACGUGUUUGUGAACGUGUUUGUAACAGUUGUUGUUUAUUAAAGCAGCAGGUAUU